UUCAUUUUCAGCAAGCAUGGCCAAGAAACCGAUUUUGUAUGGCAGUCUCACCAGUCCUGGGGUUAAUGCUGUUAUUAUGGCCUUUAAGGCCGUCAAGAAAGACUUCGAAUUCCGCGAAGUGAAACCGUUGAAAGGUGAAAAUGCUUCACCCGAAUAUUUGGCCAAAAACCCCAUUGGAACAAUACCCUGUUUGGAGACGGAGGAGAAUCAAUUCAUUGGUGAUUCACAUACCAUCACUGCCUAUAUUGUGGACCGGUAUGGUCAGGACGAUUCGUUGUAUCCCAAAGAUCUCUACAAACGUGCCAAAGUUCAACAACUGCAGCAUUUUGCCGAUGGCUAUUUGUUUACGUCGUGUGUGCGAGCCGCCUACGAACCGAUAUUUUGGCGAACAAAAAACUAUGUAGACGAAGAGAUAUUUAAGCGUAUCGAUAAGGCCUAUGAGACAAUGGAGCGAAUAUUGCGGCAAAGUAAAUGGGUUGCAGGCGAUCACUUGACUAUUGCCGAUUUUCAUGCGGUUCUAUGCAUAUAUGGUUUGUUCUAUUUACGACCUGUCGAUCAUGCAGAUUAUCCACAUUUGUUUAAUUGGCUCCAAAGUAUGAUGGAAAUUCCCUAUGUCAUGGAAGUGUUGACCAGUAGUGCAAUGUCCUCAUCAAUGGGUUUUCUAGAUAAACGUAUGGCGAAGUUGUAAAAUAGAUAAUA
Messenger RNA from Musca domestica (house fly), 699 nucleotides. RefSeq names its product glutathione S-transferase 1-like. The transcript has a single exon. The record is from RefSeq and is a predicted model, not a curated record. Gene Ontology annotation, biological process: glutathione metabolic process. Lineage: Eukaryota; Metazoa; Arthropoda; Insecta; Diptera; Muscidae. Bases 17 to 688 code for a protein of 223 amino acids. Gene Ontology annotation, molecular function: glutathione transferase activity.